UGAAAUUGGAAUGUGUAUUUAAUAGUAUAAACCAAUUGUUAUUAUGUAAUAAUAAGUAAUGCAUAUAUUCGUAUAUCGUAUAAAGUUAAUGUUCAUAUCCAUUGUCCAUGUAGUUUAAAAAGAUCCAUUUUUUACGAUAUUAUAAAUCUAUAUUAUAUUCGUGAUCCUUUAUAAAUAAAUUGUGAACAUUUUAAAAUUAAGUAAAAAAUUUACAAAUAAAACAAUGUAGGUCGUCGAAUAAUGGAAGGGGAAGUAUAAUUAUCGGUCAAAGAGUUGAGGGUUAUCGUUUCUAGUUUGUAAAAAAGUGGCAGUACGGUAUUCAACAGUCAAAAUUACCCUCAUUCUUCGUUCGUAAGCUCACCUUGGUUAUACUAUUUUCAAAGUGAUAUAAUUUAUCAACAAAAGUGCGGCAAUAUAGUUUUGUAAAAAUGUUAGAUAAUUCUACCAUGGGACUGUUAAUGAUAUCAAACCCAGUGUUCGAAUGUUAUGCAUUUUACAGUAGUAUUCUUAUUUUAAAAAUGAUUAUGAUGUCUUUUCUAACAGUACUUCAGCGUUUUAGAAAAAAAAUUUUCAUAAGCCCAGAAGAUACUGCCAUCAGCAAAGGAGGCGGGGAAGUUAAAUAUGAUGAUCCUGAUAUCGAAAGAGUAAGAAGGGCACAUUUAAACGACUUGGAAAAUAUACCUAUAUUUUUAAUUACUGGAUUACUUUUAGUAGCCAGCAAACCUCCAGAAAUGGUAGCUAACAAUUUGUUCAGAAUUUAUACAUUUGUAAGAAUAAUGCAUACAAUUGCUUAUGCUGUGUUCAUAUUACCCCAACCUACAAGGGCAAUAUUAUUUAUUGCAGGAGUAGUUAUAAAUAUUAUUAUGAUAACUUAUGUUAUCUUAAGUAUGCAUAAUUUUUAAUUGAUAUACCUGUAAGCAACUUAUUUUGUUUAGUACACAUAAUUAACAAUUUUAAUACAACAUAAAUUAUAUGUUAAAUAUAAUAGGUAAAUAUAUUAUUUUGUAUUUUGUUUUUUGAGGUUUGUGCAAUUUGUACCAAAUAUUAUGUUACUCUCAUUAAGAUUUGAAAAUGCACAUAAAUGCAACUAAUCAUUAAUAUUUUUAUUUUAAUAUAUAUACAAUAAAAUAAAGAAUUGUUUAAAAUAAUUUAUUAUAUACACACAUGUAUCAUAAUCAAAUUAAUAAAUAUUUGUCUAUUAGUAUUUAGUAUUUAUUAUUUAACAUUUUGAAUGAUUGAUUGAUACUUAUCCAUUUAUACGGUUUUAAAAAGAUCUUAAGAUGUAUAAUUUUAUGUAAACUGAUAAUUAUGUAAUUGAAAUUAUUGGAAAUAUAUAUUAAUAUUGUUAGCAAUGGUCAACCCUAUAGGUUAGGCCAGUGGUUUUCAAACUUUUUUUAUACACGGCACACCGUAAACUUCAAAAAAUUUUCACGGCACACUGACCUUUUUUUUAGAUGAACAAAAUUGUUUAUAAUUAUAUAUACAUUUAAUAAGAAAUAUGUGAUUGAUGGGCUAACAAAUAUUUUUAAUUCUUGGACGAAUAGUUGACACAUACCCGCAUUUUCUUAUAUCACAAUUCAGUGCAAUCGAUAAUUUAUGGAGAAACCGCGGCACACUUAGUGCAUACUCGCGGCACACCAGUGUGCCGCGGCACCCAGUUUGAAAACCACUGGGUUAGGCAUUAUCAUAAUGGUUACCACAGAAGACUAUAGCAACUAAAUACAAUGCAUCUGCUUGCAAUCAAACUGAUAAUUAUUUUUCCUUUUUUAAUUAUUAUUAUUUUUUAAAUAUUAAUCACUAUGAUCAAUAAAACUAAAUUUAAACUUCAAAAAAAUCUUUAUUUAUUUAUAUGUUAACACUAUAAUACUAAUAUUAGAUUUUAGCAAACUAUAAAUGUAUUGACUUGACUUCACAAUAACGUGUUCUUUUUGUUUCUCAAGACAUAAGAAAAAAAAAAUACCCUGAUCAUCAACUUUGAGGGAGGUAACUGGUAAAAAAUUAUUGUAAAUUCAAAAGCAGAAAUUUCUCAAU
Messenger RNA from Rhopalosiphum padi (bird cherry-oat aphid), 2031 nucleotides. Its product is annotated as microsomal glutathione S-transferase 1-like. Lineage: Eukaryota; Metazoa; Arthropoda; Insecta; Hemiptera; Aphididae. The record is from RefSeq and is a predicted model, not a curated record. Gene Ontology annotation, cellular component: membrane. Bases 429 to 902 code for a protein of 157 amino acids. The transcript has 3 exons.